Letharia columbiana is the source of this 519-nucleotide messenger RNA. RefSeq lists its product as uncharacterized. The record is from RefSeq and is a predicted model, not a curated record. The transcript has 4 exons. Lineage: Eukaryota; Fungi; Ascomycota; Lecanoromycetes; Lecanorales; Parmeliaceae. The coding region runs from base 1 to 519 and encodes 172 amino acids. Gene Ontology annotation, cellular component: endoplasmic reticulum.
AUGUCCGGCGCGUCAUCUCAGCCUGGUCACCGCCGGCCAGUAUGGGGUCGAAAGAAAGACAUGUUCUACAUCGUCUUCCUCUUUCUGGUGGUCUUCCUCGCAUUGACAAUCGACUUCGUGCCAUUGUACCCAGUAGAAUUACCUUCGUGGGCGACGGCGCUACACGACUACUAUCGUAUGAAUUACAACGAUCCUCUCUACGCGAAAGACCCGCCGUUCUUUCGGCUGUACGUCUUUAUCGAAGCAAUAUACUCGGUUCCGACGUGCAUAUGGGCAAUUAGAGGUCUUAUCCAAGAUAACAACAUGGUUCCGGUGUAUCUACUCGUCUUUGCGACGCAUCUGGUAACAUCCACCCUCGUUUGUUUCGUGGAAGUGUUGGCUACAAAGGACUGGCCGAAGGAAGACAUCAACAAGAACCUCCCUGGAUAUGUGAUUUUCUUCGCCGUUGCGUCCGUCUUGUGGGUGGACAUGUUCUCGCGCGUAAAAACAGCCUUGAAAGGGAAAACGAAGUUGAGUUGA